This is a messenger RNA of Hippocampus zosterae (dwarf seahorse), 3487 nucleotides long. RefSeq names its product oxysterol binding protein-like 9 (gene osbpl9). Gene Ontology annotation, molecular function: sterol binding. The record is from RefSeq and is a predicted model, not a curated record. Lineage: Eukaryota; Metazoa; Chordata; Actinopteri; Syngnathiformes; Syngnathidae. Gene Ontology annotation, cellular component: intracellular membrane-bounded organelle; cytosol; membrane. Bases 373 to 2325 code for a protein of 650 amino acids. The transcript has 21 exons.
UCGUGUGUUUUCUCCACUGCCUACGUGAAAGGAAGUGCGCCUUUCCUGCCAGGGGAGGGUUGCAGAUUAACUCCGUCUCAUACUAAACGCCCUGCUGAUAGAAGAUAAGACAGGAUCAACUGUGGCUGCCUGGCUAACUCGCUCUGAAGGUUGCUGCAGUGAAUAUUGUCGUAUUGCGCUGCAGCCCAAGAGUUUAUUGUUCCUUUAAGAAAGAGCGGGAGGAGGCAAGAGUGAGAGAGCGCCAACUUGGACCAGAGCUGGGUGCCUUGUUUGCUGUCGGAGGAGGGAAAUGACGGUGCAUAACAAGAGGCAGAAGAAAAAUCCUGUGUCAGGUUUACAUGGCCCAAUGGACUAAAUCUGCAUAGUUUAAACAUGUCUAUUGGAUGGCGGAACCCUGAGACUGAGACGGGAUUUGUACCGAGUGUCCAAGACUUUGACAGAAAACUUGCAGAAGCUGAUGCCUAUCUACAGAUUCUGAUUGACCAGUUAAAGCUUUUUGAUGAGAAGAUCAAGGACUGCAAAGAGGAUGAGUCUCGCAGGAAAAUUGAAAAUUUGAAGGAGACUACUUGUAGUAUGGUAGAGUCCAUCAAGCACUGUAUUGUUCUGCUGCAAAUUGCUAAGGACCAAAGUAACGAACAGCAACACGCAAACGGACUGAUAAGCACCAUCAACCCUGUGGAUGGGAUCUACCAGCCGCCUUUGGACACUCCUGUAGCCAACAUCACGAUGCCAACACAGACCACUCUCCCCACAGAUACUUCUCAGGUGUGUAAAUCGGACCAGCGACCUUCGACCUUACCUGUUGGACCUGUCGUCACCGUGAUGGGCAGUUUGCAGACUCCAACUCCCAAUAGCACAGGGAGCGGCCCAUCAGGCCCCAACAGCGGCGUCACCUCCCCAUCUCUCAUCCCCCUCCCCUCGCACUCGGUGCCAGACUUCUCGUAUUCCUCCAGCGAGGAUGAGUUCUACGACGCAGACGAGUUCUACCAGAACACCACUUCCCCCAAACACUGCAUGAAUCCCUCGGGACCCCCAGCUGCCUCACCCAUCAGCAAUGAAGAAACAGCAAUGAAGAGACCAGACACAACAGAAUCACUCAACUCGACCAUGUCAAAUGGCACCACAGAACCAGAUCCGUUUGACAGCCACGACGACCGUGACGAUGACGGUGAAGGCGAGUCCGUGGAGGAGCACAAAAGCGUCAUCAUGCACCUGCUCUCGCAAGUCCGUCUGGGCAUGGAUCUCACCAAGGUGGUCCUGCCAACCUUCAUCCUAGAAAGGAGAUCUUUGUUAGAAAUGUAUGCCGACUUCUUUGCACAUCCUGACUUAUUUGUAAGUAUCGCAGAGCAGCCAGAUCCUCGUGAGCGCAUGGUUCAAGUGGUCAAAUGGUACCUGUCAGCCUUCCACGCGGGCAGGAAAGGCUCGGUAGCCAAGAAGCCUUACAACCCCAUUCUGGGAGAGGUCUUCUUCUGUCACUGGGAUCUGCCUUGCAAGACUGAGGAGCCCUCCACCAACGUGUCAUCUUCCCCUGCUCCAGUGCAGGACACAAUAUCAGAUGUUCCGGUUCCAGGGUCUUCACCCAACAAUGUGUCUUUUGUGGCUGAGCAGGUCUCUCAUCAUCCACCCAUUUCUGCAUUCUACGCAGAAUGUUUAAGUAAGAAAAUCCAAUUCAACGCUCACAUCUGGACCAAGUCGAAGUUCCUUGGCAUGUCGAUAGGCGUUUAUAAUAUUGGACAAGGCUGCGUAUCAUGUUUAGAGCACGAUGAACAUUAUAUCCUCAACUUCCCCAAUGGAUAUGGCAGGUCCAUUUUGACCGUCCCCUGGGUGGAGUUGGGCGGGGAGUGCAACAUCUCGUGCUCCAAAUCAGGCUACAACGCCAACAUCGUGUUCCACACCAAACCCUUCUACGGAGGCAAGAAGCACAGAAUCACAGCAGAGAUUUUUGCACCAAAUGAUAAGAAGUCCUUCUGCUCCAUUGAAGGCGAAUGGAACGGAGUGAUGUUUGCCAAGUGGGCCACAGGAGAGAACACAUCAUUCAUUGACACCAAGAGGAUGGGCAUCAUUAAGAAGAAAGUCAGGAAACUGGAAGAUCAGCUAACGUAUGAGUCUCGAAGACUUUGGAGAGACGUGACCCUCAACCUGAAGCUCAAAGACAUCGACGCUGCAACAGAAGCCAAACAUCGGCUGGAGGAGAAACAGAGAGUGGAAGCCAGGGAGAGGAAGGAGAACGAGCAGCAGUGGGAGACCAGGCUAUUCCACGAGGACGGAGAGUGCUGGGUGUAUGACGAGCCACUUUUAAAGAGACUAGCCUCUCCUCGACCCUGAGAGGAGCCACACACAUACACUCGUCCCAGGACCCUCCCACCCCCACCCCGCACUAGAUGCAUUAUGAUUGAACGCACACUGCAGAGUCUUCAUAAGAACUCUUUAGCAAAGACCACUUGUUCACCGAGCCUUGGACUGACUGACCGCCGAUGGCAUUGUGUAUGCAGCUUUGCAUCCGACUGUAAAAUGAUGGGAACGAAUGAAAUUAAACGGAAAGUACCUAAGAUGCACCCAGGCGACUUGUAAAGCUUGACUCCUUAACAGGUGCGGUCCCAGUUCUCAGCCAGGCCACUCCCUUCAUCAGGGUUGUUGAAAUCUAAUAACCUUUCCACAUAUAAAACAGAGCUGAACAUCUCAGGGAAUCUGGUUGAAGAAAGAAAGCCCCCUCCAAGAGUCUGGCAGCCUUAUGAAGAUGAGGAUGAGGAUGAUGGUGGUGGUGGUGGUGAUGAUGUUGUUAGUGGAAUGGUUGAACCUUAACUGGGCGGGGAAGAUACUCUCUGCUUGCCUGCAACUAGUUAUAACUCUUGUUUAUAUAUAAAUAUAGAUAUACAUAUGAUGCAUAUAUUCUUUUUUUAUUUUUCUUUCUGGCAAUAGUGUAAAAUAUUUGAGCAUAAUGAAACUUUAAAGGAAACAUCCAAUGGUCACGUUUGAUGUUCUGCUCUCAUUUCAAGUUAGUUUGGUCCGUUUCUUCAUUGCAGGACACAGUUAAAGUCCAUACAAGCCAUAGCAUCUGAACAUACUGAUAGAAAUAUAUGAAUGCAAUCCAAAGGUUAUCAGCAAUGUUUGUCGAAAGAACAUAGAACAAUCCUAUGAAUAUGAUUCUAUGUAACCUGAAGGCAUUAAAUGAACAAAUGAUCAUGUGGCUUUUUGUUCAACUGGACCUCAUUGUCCAUAAUGACGAUGUUCUGUUCUGUAUGCAUUACCUUGCUAAGGGGAGUUGUAAACAGCCCCAAAAAAAGAUGAGAACACGCUGCUGUUUUUUUGUAGUGCUGCUGCAGUUCAUUUAGGGUUUUUUUUCUUCCUAAGUUGUGAACACUGAGGGAUAUUCUAUUCUUCACCUCAAAUGUGUUUUCCCUUUAGUUGCAGCGACGUCGACGUUGGAUCAAAACGCGGUGGAUGAGAUACAAAAAUAAAUUCCACUUGGAUAUGAUAAAGAACAUAA